Ustilaginoidea virens is the source of this 1998-nucleotide messenger RNA. RefSeq lists its product as uncharacterized. Gene Ontology annotation, cellular component: nucleolus. Lineage: Eukaryota; Fungi; Ascomycota; Sordariomycetes; Hypocreales; Clavicipitaceae. The transcript has a single exon. The record is from RefSeq and is a predicted model, not a curated record. Gene Ontology annotation, biological process: DNA replication initiation. Gene Ontology annotation, molecular function: chromatin binding. The coding region runs from base 1 to 1998 and encodes 665 amino acids.
AUGUUGGUCAAGGGUUCCAAAAAAAGAAAACUUUUCCAGGCCGAAUUGGACGCCGUAUCCCAGAGUGCGUCGUCUUCUCGUCAAGCUCAAAGGGACUUUUUCAAGCACGCAACGAGCUGGAAUCUCGAGCAAGACUACGAAAACAGGCCACGAAAGGGCAGAAAGUCCCAGGAGGAAAAACUCAGGCUGCCCAAGAAAACCGCAGAUGGUCGUUUAGAAGUUGCUGAGGACGUUGGCCCAAACCAGGACACACCGUCUAUUGAAAGCGAUACGGAGUGGCUGGAGGGUCGUGAAGAUGAAUUGGAGCCGGAGACAGAGGACGAGCAGCUCGAGCAAGAUGAGCAGCCGGUUCCGGAAUCCCAGCAGAUUCUCGAGGCACAAGAAGAGCUCGCCAAGACAGCCAUGUCCCUCAACGAAAACCCCGAAGAGAACGUGGGGGGACUCAAGACGCUCGCCAAGAUUGGCGAGUCCAAGAUCCCUACCAUUCGGAUGCUGGCACUCAUGACGCAAAUGACGGUUUACAAGGACAUCAUCCCUGGAUACAGGAUCCGACCGCAGACCGAGGACGCGGCAAGAGAAAACCUGUCAAAGGAAGUCCGCGGCCUGAGACAGUUUGAACAAUCUCUGGUGGCAGGGUAUCAAUCCUACAUCAAAGAGCUGGCUCGUUGCGCCAGGUCAGAAACAGCACGUAUACGCCGAGGCGCAAGUCUCUGCAAUGUCGCCGUCACCUGCGCCUGCACCCUCCUCACCUCGGUCCCUCACUUCAACUUUCGCUCGGAUUUGCUGCGGAUUUUGGUCGGGAAGCUGAGCCGAAGAAAGCUCGACCAGGACGCCGCCAAGGCCAUUGAGGCGUUGGAGACCUUGUUCCGUGAGGACGAAGAAGGUCGACCCUCCAUGGAGGCAGUUUCCCUGCUUGCCAAGAUGAUGAAGGCCAAGAACUUUGCCGUUCACGAGAGCGUGCUUAAUGUGCUUCUCAGUUUACGCCUCUUAUCCGAGUUCUCGGGGAAGGCUUCACAAGACACUGUCGAUCAAUCUACACAGAGAGUAAAGAAGAGUAAGCGCGAGUUUCGCACCAAGAAGAAGCGCAAGGCCAUCAAGGAGCAAAAGGACCUCCAAAAGGACAUGGACCUGGCGGACGCUCUGGUUAGUCACGAAGAGCGGGAAAAAAUGCAAUCCGAGACCCUUAAGCUCGUCUUUGCCACGUAUUUUCGCAUCCUCAAGCAACGAUCACCACAUCUCAUGGGUGCCGUCCUCGAAGGACUCGCAAAGUAUGCUCAUCUCAUCAACCAAGACUUCUUUGGGGACUUGUUGGAAGCGUUGAAAGACCUCAUUUGUCGUAGUGGCGAAAAUUCCGAGAGCGAUCCUGCAGCGCAAGACGCCUCCGCGAACGAGGAAGACGAGGAAUCAAUACGCAACUCGACCAGAGAAGCUCUGCUCUGCACCGUCACCGCUUAUGCCCUAUUAGCGGGACAGGACGCACACAACUCCCGCAACGAUCUACACCUUGACUUGUCCUACUUUACCACUCAUCUUUUUCGGUCCCUCCCUCGUCUUUCCAUUCAAUCCGAUCUUGAAAACACUCGUCUCUCAUCGUCGUCAGCCACGUCCAAGAUCAACGUGCAGACGACUACCGUGCUCCUGCUCCGCUCCCUGACGAGCAUCUUGUUGCCUCACUACAACAUCCGCCAAGUUCCUCCGUUGCGCCUCGCGGCUUUUACCAAACAGCUCAUGUCGACUGCUCUGCAGCUCCCGGAGAAAUCAUGCCAGGCGGUAAUUGCUUUGCUUAACGAUGUGGCGCGCUCACACGGCAAGAAGAUAAACAGCAUGUGGAAUUCUGAGGAACGAAAGGGCAAUGGGAGAUACAAUGCUCUUUCCGAAUCCGUGGAGGGAAGUAAUCCAUUUGCUACCACCAUUUGGGAAGGGGAGUUACUUAGAAGACAUUUCUCACCAAAGGUCAGAGAGGGGAUCAGUAUGUUGGAAAAGGUAAUAUGUGGGUAG